AUGCCUGUUGGCAGCAAUUGCAAGGGUAACAGUAAGAAAUCUGCAUUGAUAUUGAAAUCUGCAUUGAAAUUGAACAACCACAAGGCCAAGGCCAAGGCCAACAGUUACUCCAAUUUUAAUUUUACUGGGACAACAGGUACCAGAAAAUCUUUGCUCUGUCUUGUGGUGAAAGCACGGGAAAGUGGGGACAUCAUGUCGGAAAGCAAUGACCAUAGCAGAAGCGCUGCCAGUGACAGUGAAAGCACCUCGGAGGAACAAAAGGUAGCUUCCUCGGCCUCUGAAGAGAGCAACCACUAUGAAACUGCUCUGCAAAGACAGAGGGAAGCACCUGUACCUGCCAGACAUUCCCCAUCUCUGCAGAGUCUUGCAGCUGCUAGCCAGCACCAGCAACAGGGACUCUUCAAUCCUCUAGCUGCAUUGCAUGCACGAAGUAUGAACAGGAACAUGAACAUGAACAAUCAAGCCCUGGCUCAGGUUCAAGCACAGGUUCAAGCGCAGGCUCAAGCAUUGGCUGCAGGCCGCCAACAGGGACUCCUUUCCUGGGCAGCCAUGGCGGGGCUUGGACAAACACAAACACAAUCACAAUCACACGCGGGGACCGGAGUCAGCCCAGAACAACAGAUACGGAAUAUGUUGGCAUCAGGGAGAUUCCCGGGCCCGCCAAACCUACAGCAAGGCACCACCGCUGCCACCUCGGCGUCCGCAUCCGCAAACCCAAGCGACAUUCUCAGGCUCGGAAACUUGGAACGAGAGGCUGCAUUACUGGCUGCAAGACUCAGACACGCACAAAACCCUUCCAUUGCUGGAUUCUCAUCCGCAGGAUUCGCUGCCUCACUCACAGGGCUUGCUGCCGCUGCCGCACCAGCGAAUCAACAGUUUCUAGCUUCAUCGGCAGCUAGUGCUAGUGCUAGAGAAGCUGCAAUACCAGCCGCAGCACCCUCCUUUCCGGCGUCACUGCAGCAGGCUGGACUGCCAUCGCUAGGAUCACCCAUUCCAAGUUCACAACAGCAGUCACAAAUGAUGCAAUUGGACUCCACUCGAAGGCUCAUGAUGGGAAGUGGCGGGGGCGGGGGCGCCACCGCAUCAACAAGAGAAGCAGGAGGUGGAGCGGAACAACACUUGUUGGCAGCGGCUGCAAACUGGAGGCAACAGCAUGUUCCUGGCAGCCAAGAAUCUAACUCCACAAGAGAGUUGAUUGCCGCACCUGCUCCACCCGGACGAGAUGGUAGCAAUCCUCGGGCACGCAAGAAAUCCUCCCCGCCGUCCUCUUCACCACAACCUCCCAGCAAGCGACCCAGAGCUGCUUCUUCAGCCGCAAGCGCAUUAACUGAAGCACGAGAACACGUCCGACGUGGUCCUCCGCAAGAAGCCACAUUGGCCGUGGCCGGUGCUCUGCCCGCCGCAUUGCCCCCCGUCGAAGAAGCAGCACCCACGCCACACUACAGUCAACGAGCAUUCGUGUCCUUGGCUAUCGAUGAAGACCAGAAUUGGCUAUCGGAAUUCCAGUGCUUUAUUCGACAAGAGAUACUAGAAGUAUUCCGGGCCACCAAUGAAGACGUGCGAGUUCGCAAUAACAGCAAGCAUUUGGCAACCCAGCAAGUGGGUAUCCGUUGUCGAUAUUGCGCUCAUUUGCCACCCAGUUCACGAGCCAGUCGCAGCAGUGCCUUUCCCAGCAGCGUCCCGCAGAUUUACCAAAGUUUCACCAUGAUGCUGCGUGAUCAUUGGCCCGCCUGUGAAUCCAUUCCAAGUCCUCAAAAAGAACAAUUCAGAGAAUACAAGUCCAAAAACAAUCAAGGAGCAUCUGAUUCCAAGAAUUACUGGAUGCACGCUGCCCGUCGGAUUGGUAUGGUGAAUACAUCGCAGGGUAUCCAGAUUGACGAUGGUAGCCGUACUGCUGCCGCCCGUAUCCCUCCAUUUGGGCACAACAGUGAUACAGUGGCAAGUUUGGGUCUGGAACGGGAUGAUGCCGAUAUUCCGUUGGUGUUGCCGGAAGACAAGGAGCUCCUGAAGGGCCAUCCGUUGGGUGACUACUGGUACUUUUUGUUGGGCCACGUGCAGCGUGUACGGUUGUCUUCUGCUGAACGAGUGGGCAAUCGCAAGAGUCUCCGCUUGGGUCUCCCUGGGUUUGGUUGUCGUUACUGUGCGAAGCCUGGAUGGUUGGGUCUUUCGCGUAUCUUUCCUGCUCGUCGACGAACGUUGCCGACUAAGAUACCUGAUUUGCACGAUCAUUUGGGUCGAUGCGCUUUGUGUCCUCCCGAAGUUAAGGAAAGAUUAGUGGAGUUUGAAGAGCAGCAAGAUCAAGAUGAUCAGGAUCAGGAGCAACAGGAGGAAGGCAAGAGUUCUUCCGAAGGAGGUGUGCCAGCUGCUGUUGCCCCAGCCUCAGCAGCAUCCGCGUCAUUACCAUCUGGGGCGACACCAUCGUUUGCAGCUGGCAAGGAGCGGGAGUUUUUCACCCGAAUUUGGGCUCGGCUGGGCCAUGGAGAUCGGCCGGAACCGGCUUAG
Seminavis robusta is the source of this 2502-nucleotide messenger RNA. NCBI's taxonomy places the organism in Eukaryota, Bacillariophyta, Bacillariophyceae, Naviculales, Naviculaceae. The record is from the annotation of a GenBank genome assembly.